Molecule: messenger RNA, 1227 nt
Organism: Theobroma cacao (cacao)
Lineage: Eukaryota; Viridiplantae; Streptophyta; Magnoliopsida; Malvales; Malvaceae
Source: RefSeq, a predicted model, not a curated record
AUGAAACGAUCGGGUGAAACUGUAGAGGGUGUAAUGGCAUUUUCAAAUGAGAAUGCGACACUUGAGGACAACACUACGACAUUAGAGGGUGACACUGCGACGCUCGAGGAUAAUACUACAUAUGAUGAGGGAAAUGAGGAUUUGUUCCCUGCUGAUGAAUAUAGAUUUGAUGACAAUUCAGAUGAUGGGCUUGAUGAAUGGCAUGAUGAGAGUUCAGACGAUGACUGGCUUUAUGACAGUGACAUUCCAAUUUGCGAUAAUGUUGAAGGCGAAACAAAACCUGUUGAAGGUGUUGAUGAAAGGGGAAAUGCAGGGAUAUCUCGUACGUGGGUAAUUCUAGGUGCAAAAAGGUUCUCCUUCCAAACAAUUACCACUGAGGAGUCGACAUGUGCCGAUUAUCUCUUAUACAAAAGAAGAAUGUUUUCCUUGAAGGCCGAGUUGAAACGAGCUUUGAACAUGUUGGCUCUAAAAGAACAAUUUGGGAUAAGAGUAAAAAGGUCAUAUAAAGGUCGUUAUGAGGUUGGUUGCAAGGACAAAGCAUGUAAGUUCGAUGUGCGUGCAACGAAGUUACUUGAAGGAGAAUAUUGGCAAGUUCGGAUGUUCCACAAAGUACACACGUGUACUGUCGAUGGCUUGCAAGGGCGAUUUUCAACUUGGGGAUUGGAAUGCUUGUAUGGUAAGGCUUGGCAAGCGAAGGAGUAUGCGAAGAAGCUUGUUUUCGGUCCCCCGGAGGAGUCAUUUCAACUAUUACCCUCAUAUUUUUAUAUGUUGGAACAAGAAAAUCCCGACACAAUCACUACAGUGGCUACUGAUGUGGUAGAAAGAUUCAAAUAUUGUUUCUGGUCAUACGAGACUUGUAUUCGGGGGUUUAGGGAUGUAAUGCGUCUUAUGGUUACAAUUGAUGUGACACAUUUGAAAAGCAAGUUCAAGGGUGUUCUAUUUAUCGCUGUAUGCAAAGAUGCGAACAAGUGUGUAUAUCCAAUUGUGUUUGGCAUCGGCCAUGUUGAGGACAAAGACUCAUGGACGUGGUUUCUUAGCAAGCUGCGUGAUGCGGUUGGUUGUCCUGAAAACAUUAGGUUCAUUUCUAAUCAGCAUCUUAGCAUUAAGAAAACAAUCCAAAAUGCAUACCCAGAAACACACCACGGAUUAUGCGGUUACCACUUGAAGAAAAACUUUAAAAACAAGUUCAAGCAUGACGAUGUUUCUAUGAUUUUCAACCUUGCUUGA